AUGCUAAUCGCUCAUAAAUAUGUUGAGCUAGACCAAGCUCGAAGUACUCUGACAAAGCAACAUGAACACACCAAACAAGAUAGCUCCAGAUACCGAGGGAAGAAUGAAGAAGACAGACUGCGGACUAAGAGAUAUGGCGCAGGUCAUAGACCUUAUGAUUUUACCCCAUUGAAUAAAGCACCAGUCUAUAUACUUAGCUGGAUGAAGCAAAAUCGAGUGAUGUUCAACACACCCAGGAAGAUGGAUCCCGAUAUCCAGAGAGACAAAAGUAGAUACUGUCGCUUCCAUGAAGGCUAUGGUCAUGACACGGACAGAUGCUGGGAUUUGAAAAGAGAAAUAGAGCAGCUGAUCCAAUCCGGACUUUUGAAGAAGUUUGUCAAUGAUAGACCAGGAGAGAAAAGGAAGGGGGAGCCCAUAGAGAAGGAAGAUCAAAAUAAAAAACAAAAAGAAGUAGCAGGCGUAGUGCACGUAAUAGAAGGAGGAGAGCCCUACAACAACACUCAGAAAAAGAAAAGAAAUAGAAGAGGAUCAACCACCAUGUUUGCAAUCGAAAGAUAUAUAAUCCCGGAGGUGUCAUUUGGACCAGACGAUGGACAACACGUCAAGGGACCGCACGAUGACGCACUGGUGCUAGAGGCAGUGAUUAGGAAUCACCAUGUGAAACGAAUACUGGUAGAUGAAGGCAGUUUCGUGAACCUAUUCACUCUAGAAGCAUUCAAAGAAAUGAAAGGCUCAGCAACGGACCUGUGGAGGUCCUCGGUCCCACUCGUAGGACUCAGACGAACGCCAAUACGACCAGAAGGAACUGUGAGUUUAUACUUAGAGCUGGGAGACAAGAAUGAAGGGCCAGUUAAGAAGAUGCAUGCUCAGUUCAAAGUAGUGGACCUUCCUCUAGCGUACAACAGCAUUUUAGGCAGACCAUUUUUGUACCAGUCCGGAGCAGUAACCAGUAUCAGACUACUGACCCUGAAAAUGCCAACAUCAGAAGGAACAAUAGUCGUUAGAGGAAACCAGGAAAUGGCUAAAGAAUGUUGCAUGAUGACGACAAAAGAAGAUGAAAGUUUAACAAUUGAGGCAUUCCCUGGGAAUGUAGUAGAGGAGGAAGAGUCAUAG
This is a messenger RNA of Mercurialis annua (annual mercury), 1113 nucleotides long. RefSeq lists its product as uncharacterized. The transcript has a single exon. The coding region runs from base 1 to 1113 and encodes 370 amino acids. Lineage: Eukaryota; Viridiplantae; Streptophyta; Magnoliopsida; Malpighiales; Euphorbiaceae. The record is from RefSeq and is a predicted model, not a curated record.